Ilex paraguariensis (yerba mate) is the source of this 510-nucleotide messenger RNA. The record is from the annotation of a GenBank genome assembly. NCBI's taxonomy places the organism in Eukaryota, Viridiplantae, Streptophyta, Magnoliopsida, Aquifoliales, Aquifoliaceae.
GGCCGUGUUAUACCUUGUGACUUUAUUGGUGUUGAAAAGAGUCAGCAACCUGUGUACUUGAAAGGUGAACUGGUGAGUAACCACGAUGAGCUAAUGUCUAACUUUUUUGCACAGCCAGAUGCCCUUGCUUAUGGGAAGAACUCUGAGCAGUUGCUAACUGAAAAUGUUCCCCAGCAUCUCAUUUCUCACAAGACCUUCUCUGGCAAUCGACCUUCUUUCAGCCUUCUCCUGCCAUCAUUGGAUGCAUAUAGCAUUGGACAGUUGUUGGCAAUUUAUGAACACAGAGUUGCUGUGGAAGGCUUCAUAUGGGGUAUCAAUUCUUUUGACCAAUGGGGAGUCGAGUUAGGAAAGUCACUGGCUUCCCAAGUCAGAAAGCAGCUUAAUGCAUCACGCAAGAAAGGAGAACCAGUUGAGGGCUUCAAUUUUAGCACUACAAAAAUGUUAACGAGAUAUCUAGAGGCAAGUGCAGGUGUUCCUUCAGAUCCUUCCACUGUUCUGCCAAAGAUGUAA